AUGAAUACUCCAAAUAAUGUAACCACUGGCCUCUAUUGCGAGAUAGACAGGUUCAGAUGCUUAAAAUGCGGGCACGAUGACUACCGCCACAGAUACCGAUGUCAAAGACAUUUGAUUGGGGAUGCUUAUUGUAGAGAGGCGAUACCCAUGAUAACGCCGGAUAGAAAUGUGUUUUGUGGAGAUUGCGCAGAAGAUACACGACUAAAAGAAAUUAUCGGCAGUGAUGAUCUGGAUAUAAGUGAUCAGGGUCGUAUGUCACCGGAACUUCUAGCAAUUCAAUAUGUACCCGCCAGCAGCAAUAUGACACAAGGAGGAACAGCGGAAACUCAGCCUGCAUCUGCCAACACUUCGCAAGCACCGCAUCCUGCCGAUCCAAAUAUGUCAUCAGGAGGGUGCAACGAGCCUAGAAGUAUACCACUUUCGCCGUUAAACCCACAAUUCUCGGCUCAUGUACCUCCAGUCCAAGAUGACGCCAUAGCACCCCUAGCGUCUCAAAAUCCCCCCUCAGCACCGCCAUCAUCGUGGAAUAGUAACAUAACCAGAGCACCACCACUAGCAUCGGAACCAACACCACCACAAACACCAACAGCAGAACCAACACCACCACCAACAGCAACAGCAACAUCGCCAUCAACAUUAGCAGCGCAACCAGCAGCGCAACCAGCAGCGCAAUCAGCAGCGCGACCAGCAGCGCGACCAGCAGUGCAACCAGCAGUGCAACCAGCAGCGGAAGAAUCAGCGGAACUAGCACCAAUACCAGCGAUAAGACACAUAGGAAUUUGGGAGAGACUUCGUAGGUGGUGCUGUGGCAGCAGUUCCGAAGAAUCCGCUGCGUAA
Botrytis porri is the source of this 837-nucleotide messenger RNA. RefSeq lists its product as uncharacterized. The record is from RefSeq and is a predicted model, not a curated record. NCBI's taxonomy places the organism in Eukaryota, Fungi, Ascomycota, Leotiomycetes, Helotiales, Sclerotiniaceae. The transcript has 2 exons. Bases 1 to 837 code for a protein of 278 amino acids.